AGGUGUGCUCAUUUACCACAGCUCCUCCUCCAUGAGUCAACCUGCUCUCCUUCCUUGUGACCCUUCAGCAUUUUGACUACUGCUGCCAUUUUUUUCUCUGCUGCCUGCUCCCUCACACAUCAGAAGCAAAAUGACGUCUGGGGUACAAGUCUCUGACAAAGUGAAGGACAUCUACAAUGAAAUGAAAGUCGUGAAAAGUGAUGCUGAUCAGAGCGAACGCAUAAGAUUGGUGGUAUUUGAAAUCAACAAUGGUUACAUUGAAGUGGAGAAGGGCAAAAUCUUCCGGGAAAAGGAUCUGGAAGAGGUGGAAGAUGUAUUCAAGUUCUUCCUGAGUCUGCUGGAUCCACAUCAGUGCCGCUACAUGCUGUAUGACUGCCACUUUGAAACCAAGGAAUCUAGUAGGAAAGAAGAACUGGUCUUUGUGAUGUGGGCUCCCGAAGAAGCAACCAUCAAAGAAAAAAUGAACUACGCUAGCUCAAAAGAAUCCAUAAGGAAGGUCCUGACAGGUAUCAAACACGAGCUGCAGAUGAAUGACUUUGCAGAUUACGGCGACAGGGAUCAUUUUGCAGAAAAAGUGGGGAAAGGCGUCAUCAAAGUUGAGGGCCACACUGUGAAACCUGUGUUAGGUGGGGCUAAGUACUGAUUGAACCAUCUUUCCCCUAUUUCAUGACAAGGUCACUUUAAAGGAAUUUGAGAUGAUAACACCAAAGUUUUUUUUUUUUUGAUCAGUUCCACAAAGCCUUAAGGGCAGGGUUGGGCUCUGAAUGGAAUUAAAUUCCUGUAACCUCUGAUGUCUAUGUCCUACUAAAAUGUCCAGUCACACCAGUUUGGCUGUGAAAUCAGCCUUGUUCAGAUGUGAUUUUAGUCAUUAUUUGACAUACCCAUAUAUUGAUACUAUUGUCUGUCACUUGACUGAGUAAUUUGCUGUUUUUAUGUAUAUACAUACUGUUUGAAUCCCAGUGUCUCGUCUUCCUUUUAGAUUGGUUAAUAAGGACUUUUUCACUGGCAUAUAACUAUAUCCUGUAAAAUAGCCUGGACACCCUACUAAAGUUUACUAGGUCAAAAUGGCUGGGCCUGUAGGUUUGACAUGUAUCUGUUUUUCUAGACUGUUACACUUUGAGGGACCCCUAUAAACAAUAGUAUGACUUUUACAAAGAAAAAUAAAUGUUUUCAUGAAAAUGCAGCAUAUGGUGCACUGUCUGAGUAUUGUCAAAUAAAAAUGCAAUCAAUUGUG
Xiphias gladius (swordfish) is the source of this 1234-nucleotide messenger RNA. RefSeq names its product cofilin 1 (non-muscle), like (gene cfl1l). Gene Ontology annotation, biological process: actin filament fragmentation; actin filament severing; cell motility. Lineage: Eukaryota; Metazoa; Chordata; Actinopteri; Istiophoriformes; Xiphiidae. The transcript is spliced from 4 exons. Gene Ontology annotation, cellular component: actin cortical patch; actin cytoskeleton; cytoplasm. Gene Ontology annotation, molecular function: actin filament binding. The record is from RefSeq and is a predicted model, not a curated record. Bases 131 to 643 code for a protein of 170 amino acids.